Oncorhynchus masou masou (cherry salmon) is the source of this 2281-nucleotide messenger RNA. RefSeq names its product microtubule cross-linking factor 3-like. The transcript is spliced from 8 exons. The record is from RefSeq and is a predicted model, not a curated record. Gene Ontology annotation, biological process: regulation of autophagy. The coding region runs from base 145 to 2109 and encodes 654 amino acids. NCBI's taxonomy places the organism in Eukaryota, Metazoa, Chordata, Actinopteri, Salmoniformes, Salmonidae.
GAAAGCUUCAGCGGGCUACUGCAGGGACAGAAGAGGGGAAUACGUGGGCUGCGGGCCGGGCCUUAGUCUGUGGAGCGAGGGUUGCUUGCAGACUGAACUCUGCACUUCCACCUACAUAAGAAACUGAAGAGAAGCAUCAGCAAGAUGCACACGGCUGACAGCGCGGAGGCCGAGCCGGAGCCGUCUAUCGGGACCAUAGAGGCGGAGUUCGUGACACAGCAAGACGAGGGCCUUGAGGACGAAUUGGAGAGACUGGUGGAUGAGAAUGAAGAUCUAAAGAUGGAGAUCGAGGAGAUGAGGACGGAGAUGGACGAGAUGCGUGACACCUUCUACGAGGAGGACACGUGCCAGCUGCAGGAAAUGAGGCGUGAACUGGAGCGAGCCAAUAAGAACUGCCGGAUCCUCCAGUACCGGCUGCGGAAGGCUGAGAGGAAGAAGCUGCGCUAUGCCCAGACGGGAGAGAUCGACGAGGAACUACUGAGGAGCCUGGAGCAGGACCUGAAGGUAGCGAAGGAUGUGUCUGUGAGACUGCACCAUGAGUUGGAGAAUGUGGAGGAGAAACGCACAAAGACAGAGGACGAAAACGAGAAACUGAGGCAGAAACUCAUCGAGGUGGAGGUGACCAAACAGGCCCUUCAGAAUGAGCUGGACAAAGUCAAAGAGUCUCAGAAGAGAAGAGGAAGCAAGGAGGUCCAAAAGUCAGACAAGAAGUCUGCCCAGACCCCAACAGAGGAUGACAACGAUGAUCUCAAGUGCCAGCUGGCCUUCAUCAAGGAAGAGGCUGUAUUGUUGAGGAAGAAGACAGCUAAGAUCGACAAGGAGAAGGACCGGCUGGAGACGGAGCUACAGAAGUACCGCUCCUUCUAUGGGGACCUGGACAGCCCACACCCCAAGGGUGAGGCCUGGGGACCCCCCACCACCCGUGAGUCCGAGCUGAAGCUGCGUCUGCGCCUGGUGGAGGAGGAGGCUAACAUCCUGGGGAGGAAGAUCGUGGAGCUGGAGGUGGAGAACCGGGGUCUGAGGGCGGAACUGGACGACCUAAGGGGUGAAGGGGAGGGAGAAGGCGGGUCCGGUGGGGGGGCUGUGGGUGGGAUGGGGGCGGGCCGGGCCCAUGGGGAGGCUAUGACAGAGCUGAGGCAGCAGCUGCAGCUGGUGGAGGACGAGGCAGAGCUCCUGAGGAGGAACCUGGCCGACGCUGAAGAUCACAACAAGAGAGUGACGGGAGAACUCAACAAGCUCAGGUUUAAGGCCGGGACCCACGAGGGAGGGGCAAGGCAUGGAGGAGUGACGGCAGGAGGAGUAUGUUCGGAGAAGGCAGAGGCACUGCAGGAGGAACUGAAGACGGCCCGGCUACAGAUUAAUGAUCUCAGUGGGAAGGUGAUGCAGCUGCAGUAUGAGAAGCGUGUUCUGCUCUCCAACAUGCAGCGCUACGACCUGGCCUCCCACCUGGCCCUAAGGGGGGGCAUCAGCCCUCGGGACAGCGAUGCAGAAAGUGACGCAGGAGGGAUCGGACCAAGCGGGCGCCGCGAAAGUGAUGAUGACUCCUCCUCCUCUCGCCUCCAGCCCCCGCACCGCAAACGCGAGGGCCCAGUGGGCGGGGAGAGUGACUCGGACGAGGUGCGGAACCAAACCCGCUGCCUCACGCCUACCCGGGGUCUCUAUACCCCACCCCCUGAGACCGCCGGCCGCUUCCUGCCCCGCAACCUACAGGAUCGCCAGCAGAUGAUUGACAUUCGAGUGGAGGCGGAGCGUCUUGGCAGGACCAUCGACCGGCUCAUCGCCGACACGGCAACUAUAAUCGCAGAGGCACGGGUGUACGUUUCCAACAGCGACCUGUAUGGGCGGGGUGAGGAGGAGGAGGAGGGUGGGAGGAUCAGGGAGCAUGAGCUGCUGUACAGGAUCAAUGCCCAGAUGAAGGCCUUCAGGAAGGAGCUACAGGGCUUCAUAGACAGACUGGAGGUGCCCAAACCUGAGGACAGGGAGGAGGAACCACUGUCGAUGUUUCAGCCCAUCAUUUUACUCAUCCUCAUUCUAGUCUUAUUCUCCUCCCACUCCUAUGCCACCAUCUUUAAACUUGUCUUUCUGUUUACCCUUUUCUUCGUCCUGUGAUCCCGCCUCCCUCAAUAGCAUAGCCACAUCCUUUGUUUGUUUUUUUUUGUGCUAUUUUUUUAAACAUUUGUUGCCAAGGUCACCGAACAGGAGCCUCCCUCUUCAAGCACAGGUCACAGUCACAUAACAGGAUAUAUGCUUAGGUUCAACACUGGAGACUACAUUUCCCAAC